Molecule: messenger RNA, 705 nt
Organism: Lepidothrix coronata (blue-crowned manakin)
Lineage: Eukaryota; Metazoa; Chordata; Aves; Passeriformes; Pipridae
Product: DNA-binding death effector domain-containing protein 2-like
Exons: 1
Biological process (GO): extrinsic apoptotic signaling pathway via death domain receptors; apoptotic process
Cellular component (GO): nucleolus
Molecular function (GO): DNA binding
Source: RefSeq, a predicted model, not a curated record
GUCCGCGCCGAGUACUGCGAGCACGAGCGGGCCCUGCGCCGCGGCGACCCCUCAAGCCGUCCCCGGGGGCCGGGCCGGGCGCUGGACGUGUUCGGCCAGGCCUCGGGGGUGCUGAAAUCCCGGGAUCUGGGCUCCAUCCUGUGCGACAUCAAGUUCUCGGAGCUCUCCUACCUGGAGGCCUUCUGGGGCGAUUACCUGAGCGGGGCCCUGCUCGAGGCCCUCAAGGGCGUCUUCCUCACCGAGGGGCUGCGCCGCGCCGUGGGCCGCGAGGACGUGCGGCUGCUGGUCAGCGUCGACCAGGACGACUACGAGCAGGGCAGGAGGCUCCUCCUCAGGGCGGGGCAGGGCGGGGCGCCGGGCGGGGCGCGGGCGGAGCGCCGGGCGGGGCGGGGCCGCCGUGGGGCUCUGGCCGCCCGCGCCCGCCGCCGCUGCGGAGCCGCACGGGGCGGGAAAUGGCCGCCCGGGCCCGGUCGCCUCAUCUCCACGGCCCGGCUGUUUGCGGCGGGGUUGGGCCAGAGGCGCUGCGGUUCGGGCCAGUGCCGCCCUGUGAGGGCCCGCGGUGGGUGCGGGACCGCCCGGCGGGGAUGGGGUGGCCACCUUGGCCGCAGGAGCGUGGGGCACCCUUCCUUCGGGCACAGCCGGGUCUCCCGUCACGGGUUCGCUUCGUCCUGGCCCCCGCUAGCGCGGCGCUGCUCUUUGGGGUGA